Messenger RNA from Owenia fusiformis, 339 nucleotides. The record is from the annotation of a GenBank genome assembly. Lineage: Eukaryota; Metazoa; Annelida; Polychaeta; Sabellida; Oweniidae.
GCCGAGCCAAAAUUAUCAUCUAACGUUACACGGAAGCCCAUCUUUAAUCAGGGGGAUGGGUUAUCUAAAAAUCAUGUACAAUUUUCAGAUUCCGUAUUUCACCGGAGUAGUAUAGCAAGGGCAAAUGGGUCCAACUCCACCGGAAGUGGAAUGGGUGGACCUGGGUUGAGGGUGCCCCCUAACACCCCUUGCAGUGGUAAUUAUGGAAAGGACCUUGAGGAUAGCAACUAUGUUGACCCAUCAAUUAAUGAUUCUAACUGCGAUGUAUCAGGUUACCAGGGGAAAAGCGGGGGUGUUUUUGAGUCCGGUUCUAAUAGAUAUACUGAUUCAGGCUAUUCC